This is a messenger RNA of Lampris incognitus (smalleye Pacific opah), 2611 nucleotides long. It is a transcript of the gene b4galt3, whose product is annotated as UDP-Gal:betaGlcNAc beta 1,4- galactosyltransferase, polypeptide 3. The coding region runs from base 762 to 2048 and encodes 428 amino acids. Lineage: Eukaryota; Metazoa; Chordata; Actinopteri; Lampriformes; Lampridae. Gene Ontology annotation, molecular function: glycosyltransferase activity. Gene Ontology annotation, biological process: carbohydrate metabolic process; galactosylceramide biosynthetic process. The record is from RefSeq and is a predicted model, not a curated record. The transcript has 8 exons.
UGCGAAAUUGAACAGAAACCCGGCGGCCGCGUCAUCGCACCGCGCGCUCCAAGCCCGCCGUGGUUGACACACCGGACCGGACCGGACGGGACGGGACGGGACGGACGCGCUUGCGUGCGUGUGGAAGUGUCCGCGGUGCUGGUGGUAAAGCGGCUGCGACGGGGAUUCCGGCUCGGGUGGGAGAUUAGGAGGAGAGGGAGGAGGAAGAGGAAGAAGAGGAGGAGAGGCGAGCGGGACGCAUCAGAAGUGACGGGUUCCUGUCUACGGACGUGUCGGCGGCAGCGGCCCGCCGCCGAGCCUCCGUCGAAGCCGGGGAGUGGAUUUGAAGUGACGCAGGGAUGCGCUGAACCCGCAAUGAAAGGAGGAAGAGGAGGAGAGCGGGAGAUGAAGGUGUCCCUGGUCCAAGAGAGGUGCUGAACACCUAGGACCCUCACAGUUCUCAGUGACGUGUGUGGUGGUGGGUGAUGGCAGUGUUGACUGAGCUUCACCAGUACUACUUCCCAUUCCAGCAGAUGGACGGCUUCCUCCUGCACCCCUGAGCCUACGCAAAGCACCGCCGUCUCCCCGCCACAUCCCCCAUCCUGCCAAGCCCCGCCCCCGUCCCGUCCCACCACGCCCUGUCCCGCCCCAUCCCGUCUUUCUGCCUCUCCUUCUCCUCUCCUCCUACUCAGCCUACGCAUUGCUCUGCUCCUCACCCCUUUUAACCUUUGCCUCUUGCCCUCUUUCCGUCUCUCUCCUCUCUCCCCUUCUCUCUGUCCGUUAUGGCGUGCUGCGGACGUUCCCUGGACUCGCCCUGCACUCUGGCACUGCUGGUGGGCUUCCAGUUUGCCUUCGUGCUCUAUUUCUCUCUGGGGGGGUUCAGAGGCCUAGUGUCGGUCCUGGUCCACACCACCGAGCCGGAGUUUGACUACUCCCGGCCCCAUGACGUUUACACCAACCUCAGCCACCUGGGGGCUCCACCGCCCCCUCCCCGAAACUCCGGCACUGGACCCCCUGGAACGGGGCCACCUCUGAGAGACUGCCAGAUCCCUUCCCCUCUGCUGGUUGGUCCUGUGUCCGUCCAUCUGUCCGCUCCUCUGUCUCUGGAGGAGAUCAGACGGAGGAACCCGCUGGUGUUACCAGGAGGACGCUACCGGCCCCCAGACUGCCAGCCCCGCCACCACACCGCCAUAGUGGUGCCGUACCGCAACCGGCAGAGCCACCUCCGAGCCCUUCUCUACCACCUCCACCCAUUUCUACAAAGACAGCAGAUCCACUACAGCAUCUACAUCGUGCAGCAGUGGGGCAAUGGCACCUUUAACCGGGCGAAGCUGCUGAACGUCGGGGUGCGGGAGGCCCUGAGAGACGAGGACUGGAGCUGUAUCUUCCUCCAUGACGUUGACUUGCUGCCGGAGAAUGACCACAACACCUACACCUGCCACAGACAGUUCCCCACACACCUGUCUGUGGCCAUGGACAAGUUCCGAUACAGGUUGCCCUACCCGCAGUAUUUCGGCGGGGUGUCGGCAGUGACUCCGGACCAGUACAUGAAGAUGAACGGCUUCCCGAACCACUACUGGGGUUGGGGCGGAGAGGAUGACGACAUCGCCGCAAGAGUGCGUCUGUCUGGCAUGAAGAUAGUGCGCCCCCCAGUGGCCAUUGGCCAUUACAAGAUGAUCAAGCAUAAAGGAGACCGAGGCAAUGAGCAGAAUCCACGAAGGUUUGACCUUCUGAAGAGGACCAGGCUCAACUGGCGCGCCGACGGCCUCAAUUCUCUGACCUAUGACCUCCUCUCCAAAGAGCUGGAGCCCCUCUACACCAACCUGACCGUCAAUAUCGGAGAAGACCCCCGUCUGCCGCAGAGUAAAACAUCCCCCCCGCGGAAGAGCACGUCUGUGGCACCCCAACACAACACCGGGACGGACAGAGGCAAAGACAAAGCGGAGGAGAGACCACGGGCUUUGGCGACAAAUGUGACUGUGGCCAAGUCGGUCGGUGAGAAAAGGGCCACAGGCCGGUCAAAGGUCAUGAAUCAGGCCACACAGGAGAAGGCCGGUGUGGUGAAAUAGGACUAGACUAGAUAGUAGAAACAAGGGCUGCAAAUGUAGAUAAAGUCGCUUCUCUCUCUCUCUCUCCGUGGAAGACUGUGAGGGAGGCGGCGUAGCAGAGCUUAGCUACUUUGGGAACUGGCGCCUGCUCGUUGACUUGAGCGCAGGAUAAGAGGUGGAAACAAGGUGGAAAAAAGGGACGCGUGCGGGAACACCACCGAGUCACCUCCUCUUGACUCUUAUCGAAAUACCGAAUGUGACCCUGACUCCGGUGACUCGACAGCGUUGAGACGCAGCCCGCAGCCAUUCCUAUGAACUGGAUUCUGGACCGGAAGACGUAUCGAAGGAUGUUCUCAAUAAUAUAGACGGGGGCCACAUCCAUGUACAGCUCCGAAACAGAUUCUUCUAAAAAACAAACUUGCGACUAUAUAAAUCUUCUCUUUUCCAGACGUCCGACGUCGUGAGCAGCCAGUGGGCCGCCAGCUGUCUGCUGCCUGCAGCCAAGCAGACGUGGCUUCAUCCGAUCUGCUGUCAGUCCGCCCCACUCCACGGUGGGCUUAUGUUUCUGUGCCUUCUCUCUUUUA